Molecule: messenger RNA, 757 nt
Organism: Heterocephalus glaber (naked mole-rat)
Lineage: Eukaryota; Metazoa; Chordata; Mammalia; Rodentia; Bathyergidae
Gene: Nhp2
Product: NHP2 ribonucleoprotein
Cellular component (GO): nucleolus
Molecular function (GO): RNA binding
Source: RefSeq, a predicted model, not a curated record
GGCCACCCGGAAGUGAUUCCCGAGGCGCCGGGCCGCGUGGUUUGCUCUAGGGACGCGGUGGUGAUCGCCGCUGCGAUGACCAAAAUAAAGGCUGAUCCGGAUGGGCCUGAGGCUCAGGCGGAGGCGUGCGGCGGGGAGCGCACUUACCAGGAGCUGCUGGUCAAUCUGAACCCCAUCGCGCAGCCCCUGGCUCCUCGGCGCCUCACGAGGAAGCUGUACAAGUGCAUCAAGAAAGCCGUGAAGCAGAAGCAGAUCCGGCGCGGGGUGAAGGAGGUUCAGAAAUUCGUCAACAAAGGGGAGAAAGGGAUCAUGGUUUUGGCAGGAGACACGUUACCAAUCGAGGUAUACUGCCACCUCCCAGUCAUGUGCGAGGACCGGAGUUUGCCUUAUGUCUAUAUCCCCUCCAAGACGGACCUGGGUGCAGCUGCGGGCUCCAAGCGCCCCACCUGUGUGAUAAUGGUCAAGCCCCAUGAGGAGUACCAGGAGGCCUACGACGAGUGCCUGGAGGAGGUGCAGGCCCUGCCGUCGCCCUUGUGAGGGGCUGGACAGCAAGCCAGGCACCGGUGGAAGCUGCUGGGCUGGCCGCUCACCCUCAUAGCACCUCCCCGACUCCGCGGGGCACGUGCUCUUCCCAGCCAGCUCCAGCAAGGGUUUCUUAAUGGUAGAGCCAGAGUCUUCUCCAUCAGUGCCAUUUCCUGUUGAGCUUAAAUGAAGACAGUUCCAGAGUGUGGGGUGGAAGUAAAUGCUAAGACUGACA